CUUCUCUCUUCCAUUUCUCUCACUAGUCUCUCUGUCAACACAAUUUUCACAUUCUUGAAACACAAAGAAACAAAGAGAAGGAGAAAAGUAUAUGGUUGUGAAAUGUUUAAGGGGAAUAGAAUAUAGUAGAGAGAAGGAAAGAGGAUGAGUUUGUCAUGCAAUCCAUGGCCAGUCACCAUUACUAUUCUGCACUUUCUUCAUCCUCUCCAAACAGAGACCAUUUCCCUUCUUCAUCAAAUUGUUUUUACAUUUAUAAUUGUCAAGUAAAGCAUUCAACAACUCCUGCUGUCCUGCAGAUUUCUUCUUUUAGUGACAGGAAACCCCCUUACAAUACCCUUGUCUUCCAGGCUGUUAGGCUCUUGGGUCCUCCAGCAAGAUUUGAAGCAUCAAAGUUGGAAGUCUUGUUAAAAGGAGAAGAAGUUGAUACAUACUCCACUAUUGUGCCACGGACAUAUACCCUCUCCCAUUGUGAUUUUACUGCUAAUCUCACAUUAACCAUCUCAAAUAAUAUCCAAUACGAUCAGUUGAAAGGGUGGUAUAAUAAGGAUGAUGUGGUUGCUGAAUGGACAGAAGUGAAAGGCAAUUUGUUUCUUGACAUCCACUGUUAUGUCAGUGGACCAAAUCCCUUACAAGAGCUGGCUGCCGAGUUCAGAUACCAUAUAUUCUCCAAGGAACUGCCACUGGUACUUGAGGCUGUGCUCUAUGGGGAUUCAGAUUUCUUCAAGGAGCAUGAAGAACUAAUGAAUGCUAUUGUUCGAGUCUAUUUCCAUUCUAGCUCGAAGAAGUACAAUCGUGUAGAAUGCUGGGGUCCUCUAAAAGAUGCUGCUAAGGGAAGACAAGGGGAUCAUAUCAACAGUUUGUUAUCGACAAGCAAGGGAGAUUUUCACCCGCCAAAAAUCCUAAGUGCAAAAUCAAUCUUUCAAGCUCUUUUCACCUUCCUUCUCUAAGGUGAGAAGGGUUCAUGGAUUUUGGAAGGAUCUCUGUUGAAACACAUUUUAGAGUCAUGGGAUCCUACAUUCCAAUGACUUGUAAAGACAAGAAUUGUUUGCAAGGUCAUUUUGAUUCUUUUGUAUGUAUUGCAUUCUUUCGAAUGAGAUCUUGACUGACAAUUCUUGUAAAACCAAUGACUAUUUUCUCUUUUACAUAUCGAUAUCUAUUGUGUCUGAAUAUAGGUUGCCCCUUUUCACCCUA
This is a messenger RNA of Nicotiana tabacum (common tobacco), 1191 nucleotides long. RefSeq names its product magnesium dechelatase SGRL, chloroplastic. The record is from RefSeq and is a predicted model, not a curated record. Lineage: Eukaryota; Viridiplantae; Streptophyta; Magnoliopsida; Solanales; Solanaceae.